AUGCGCCCGGCUGCCUGGAAUGAGUCGGGGGGCUGUGGGCCCCGCCCUCCCUGCGGCUCUUGCCUGUGGGCGGCGCUCCUGGUGGCCUGUCUGGCCACGGCGCUGGGCAGUGGCGCUCUGGUGGGGCUGAUCGCCUUGGGCCGGCGGCUGCACCGGCCCAUGUACCGCCUGCUCGCCCACCUGGCGCUGCUGGACACGGCGUACGUGAGCACCACGCUCCCGCAGGCUCUGGCGCACAUGACGGCCCGCCGAGCCACCCUCUCCCCGGCGCGCUGCGGGGCGCAGCGCUACGUGGGCAUCUCCCUGGGCAGCUGCGAGGCCCUGCUGCCGGCCGCCAUGGCGCCGGACCGCUGCCUGGCCCUGCCCGCUGUGCCGAGGACCGCGUGUGCGGACACCUCCGCCAACCAGCUGCUGGUCUACAGCCUGGGCACGCCCAUCCUCUUGGUGCCUUUGACCUUCAUCCUCGCCUCCUACGCCUUGAUUCUGGCGGCCGUGGGCAAGCUGCCGUCCGCCGAGAGCCGCCUCAAGGCGCUGUCCACCUGCGGCUCCCACCUGGCCGUGGUGGGGCUCUUCUACGGCACGGUGACCGCCAUGUACCUGCGCCCGCGGGGCUCCAGCGCCCUCCCCGCCAGGCGCCACAAGCUGGUGGCUGCCUUCUAUCUGGUCGUCACGCCUGUCCUGAACCCACUCAUCUACAGCCUUCGAAACCGCGAGGUCCGCGCGGCAGCCCGCUACGCCCUCGCCCGGCUGCGGGGGUUGCGCUCGGAGCUGCGCUGA
This is a messenger RNA of Vicugna pacos (alpaca), 777 nucleotides long. The record is from RefSeq and is a predicted model, not a curated record. Lineage: Eukaryota; Metazoa; Chordata; Mammalia; Artiodactyla; Camelidae.